CCCACUGGCACCCCCGGCGUCAGGCCCGGUGACUGCAGCCAUGGCCACGGGCUUGGCCGUUAAUGGGAAAGGAGUGACAGCCGGGAAAAGGAAAUUUAUUGACGACAGAAGAGACCAGCCUUUUGACAAGCGGCUGCGUUUCAGUGUGAGGCAAACAGAAAGUGCCUACAGAUACAGAGAUAGUGUCGUCAGGAAGCAGGAUGGCUUCACCCACAUCUUGUUGUCCACAAAAUCAUCAGAGAAUAACUCACUAAAUCCAGAGGUCAUGAAAGAAGUCCAGAGCGCCCUGAACACGGCCGCUGCCGACGACAGCAAGCUGGUGCUGCUCAGCGCAGUGGGUAGCGUCUUCUGCUGUGGGCUCGACUUUAUUUAUUUCAUUCGGCGUCUCACAGAUGACCGGAAAAGAGAAAGCACCAAGAUGGCCGAGGCUAUCAGAAACUUCGUGAAUACUUUCAUUCAGUUUAAGAAGCCUAUCAUUGUAGCAGUAAAUGGCCCAGCCAUUGGUCUAGGAGCCUCCAUAUUGCCUCUUUGCGAUGUGGUUUGGGCUAAUGAAAAGGCUUGGUUUCAAACACCCUAUACUACCUUCGGACAGAGUCCAGACGGCUGCUCGACCGUUAUGUUCCCCAAGAUUAUGGGAGGAGCGUCUGCAAACGAGAUGUUGCUCAGUGGACGGAAACUGACAGCUCAGGAGGCGUGUGGCAAGGGCCUGGUUUCCCAGGUGUUCUGGCCAGGGACCUUCACCCAGGAAGUCAUGGUUCACAUCAAGGAGCUCGCCUCGUGCAAUCCAGUCGUGUUGGAGGAGUCCAAGGCCCUGGUGCGCUGUAACAUGAGGUUGGAGCUGGAGCAGGCUAACGAGAGGGAGUGUGAGGUGCUGAGGAGGAUCUGGGGCUCGGCACAGGGCAUGGACUCCAUGCUGAAGUACCUGCAGAGGAAGAUCGACGAGUUCUGAGGGCGGCUGCUCAGAGCGGGACAGCCCAUCCUCACGACCAGAAAUGCGUCCACCUGUAGCUCAUCCUCAGAAGCAGGACUGGAGACAUCCAAGCUAUUUAUUUACGAGGGGUUUUUAAGUCCUGUACCUUUAAAAUAAAUAACUACAAAGCUCUUUUGUCCACACCUUACUUUAUACUUCUCCACACACGAGUAUAAAAACCAAGGGGUGGGCAUGGACCGCUCUGGAAGCGCUUGCUUUUUGUUGCUUUUGACUAGUACUAUACAAAAAGAAUUGUGUUUCACUCGUUUGGGUGACAGAAGAGUCUGGAGUAAUGUUUGUUUCCCUCAUUCUGCUAGAAGGAAUGGGAGCCAGCCUCCCCUCUGCCCCACAGAGAUGCAAAGCCUGGGCUGCUGCUGUCUCCCGGGGCUGCGCGGAUGCUUCAGAGGUGCAGAAUUCUAAGCAGCAAGAAGCCGCCUUUGGGCAAGGCCCUGGACUCGGGCUGGCUGUCGGUGGGUCUCCCUUCUAGCAGCCCAGGUCUUACCCAGUUGACGUGAGGAAACCACUGUCUUUAGGAGGGGCUUGGCAGUAGUGGUCACUGACUAGGUUAAGAAUGAGUACCUAAGUUCUAAGUUAGUUUUAGUGGGUUUUGAAUAGUUUUUCUGACCCUUUUGAAAAAUAACUCCAUUAAGUGCUUCUUGUUGCUGGGUGAGAAAUACUACUUUAUAUACAGUUUUGGUUUUCUAUCUGCAGAUAUGGUUGAUGUAUUACACCAAAAAAAAAAGUAUUUUUAUGUUUAUAAAGUGUAAUUUUUAGGUUCACUUAGAAUAUAUUUUAUUUAAUAAGUUAAAAUUCUUUCUGGCACACUAUUAAAUACAUAAAUUCCUUUCCAAACAAAAAGAACUACCUUGCAUUCGACCUCCUGUCCUGGCUCCCAGCCCCCGUGCACGCGGCGUGGUGCCCGCGCGGGGCCGAGAGCACCCGCUGCAGGAGCCUGGGAGUCGCCGGGCUUCUGGGUUUGCAAUCACAUUGAAUGUAUGAAGAAUAAAAUCAAAACCUUAUUUUUGUACAGUUUUGAAGUUUAUACUUAGAACUGACCGCCUCCCCGGCCACGCGGAAAGCUGUACAGUGUAUAAAUCUCCUUUACCUGGCAUUGAUUGGUACAGUAUUUUUGCAUCUGUGGGACCUACUUUUUCGUUCAGUAGUUUGAACUAUAUAUAAACUGUACAAUCUGUAAAGUUUUUAUAGAAUAAAUAUUCAGCUGUGAAAACUGGUUAAAUAAACUAAUAUUUCUUAAC
Molecule: messenger RNA, 2226 nt
Organism: Octodon degus (degu)
Lineage: Eukaryota; Metazoa; Chordata; Mammalia; Rodentia; Octodontidae
Product: chromodomain Y-like protein
Exons: 2
Coding region: 41-949 (302 amino acids)
Cellular component (GO): nucleus
Molecular function (GO): transcription corepressor activity
Source: RefSeq, a predicted model, not a curated record